This is a messenger RNA of Verticillium nonalfalfae, 804 nucleotides long. RefSeq lists its product as uncharacterized. Lineage: Eukaryota; Fungi; Ascomycota; Sordariomycetes; Glomerellales; Plectosphaerellaceae. The record is from RefSeq and is a predicted model, not a curated record. The coding region runs from base 1 to 804 and encodes 267 amino acids. The transcript has a single exon.
AUGCCAAACUACAGCUCAGCUCAAUCACACUACAUCACUCCACAUCUCCAACCGAUCCAAGUAAACAAACACCAAAAUCUUGUCACCAUGAAGGCCUGUGUCAUCGCUACUCUCGUUGGUGCCGCCAUGUCGGCCCCCGCCAUGCGGACCUCCAUGGACAUGAAGCCCGCGGCGCCCAUGAUGGAAAUGUCCAACAGCCGGCCUAUGGACAUGGACAUGGGAUCCUCCACACCCGCCAUGAGGAACACCAUGAACAUGAAGGACGCCUCGUCGUCAAUGGGCAUGGCUAAGCGUGAGCGCAUGGAGAUGGGCAACAUGGCUGCGACAAUGAAGAAGACUAAGGGCAUGAAGAUGGGUUCCAUGGCCCCGGCCAUGAAGAACGGCAUGGUCACGAGGUCUACCAUGGACAUGGCCAACCGCGACUCGGCGACCAAGGGUAUGGAAAAGAACAAGGACGUGGACGCUAUUGUCGCGGCCAUGCUGAUGGAGAUGGCUCACCGCCGUCCCGUGGCGGGCAUGGUCCGCCGCCAGUCUGAGGAGGAAUUCCAGGCAGUUGUGGAGGAGUGCAAGAUGAAGCUGGCGAGCGGUGGUAAGUACUCACCAGCAAACACUCCAUUACGCUUUACUGAACCGAGUCUAGAAAUCACCUCUCUCGACAACUGUGUUCUCGACACCCUCGGUAUCAACCGCCGCCAGGUCACUGGUGACCAGGAUCAGCUGGCUCAGAUCACCAAGGAGUGCAAUGAAAAGACCCCCAACGGUAAAUCAACUCGAAUCCAAGGCGUUCACUGUUUCAAGUACUGA